UGCUGUGUGAGCUGCUGCCUGUCCUGACGUGGUGGUGGAGGAGGAAGUUGUCGUGCCAGUGACCAGUGAGGCCCACUAGAGGGACCAUGUUUUAGAGGCUCCUCCCUCUCCACUAGCACCUGGAGGUCCGGCUUUGACCCUGUACAAUGAACAACGAUGAUGAAUUUUACGACGCCGUAACAGGUAAGUGGCCCUGUCCGCGCAGGGGGGGCUUAGAUAAUAGAAUGACUUACAAGACCUUCAGAUGUAACCACAAACCGGUAGGAGAAUGGAACACACACACAAAUCAAAUGUUAUUGGUCACAUACACGUGUUUAGCAGAUGUUAUUGCGGGUGUAGCGAAAUGCUUGUGCUUCUAGCUCCGACAGUGCAGUAAUAUCUAACAAGUAAUAUCUAACAAUUUCACAACAUAUACCCAAUACACACAAAUCUAGUAACACUUUCUGAGCUAAUAAUGUAAAAAAGAAUGCAUAAAAAAACAAAAUGCAAAGUUUCCUAAGAGUUAGUCGCGAGGCCGCCAUCAUCGUCGGCACCAGGAUAACAAACACACACACACACACACAGAGACAUAACAGUGACUGUGACUCAUUUUUUGUCUCUUGGCGUUUUGGAAUGUUGCUUUGACACUGUCAUGGUCAGGAGUUAGAGAUGUGUCUUUGUACUGUACCUCACACUGUGGCCCAGUGCCACACAAUAUGCUGUAACCUUAGCAGCUUAACUGAUAGCAUCAAUAAUGCAGUGGUCUAUUCACCGUCCAUGAUGGGCGUUUGCCAUAAACCUGCCAUAAAAAUAUGAUGCUUAGUCAGCUGGAUGUGGUGGUCAACGCAAAGGGUGUUGCUAAAAACAGCAGCGGAGAUGUGUGUGCGGUUGUUCAUGUGUGCCUGCGAGGGGAUGAAAGGAUGUAUAAAGAGAGAGUGCGCUGAAUGUGGGGUGACCUGCUGAGCACAGUGUGUCUUCACAAUAUUGUUCCUGUCUAUCUGAUCCUCUAAUGAAGCCCAGAUCACAUGGCUAGAGGUGUUCCGGUUGACUGAGGCCAAGCAAAUUAUUAGUGACAUCAUUUAUUUACAAUUUUAACAGGGCACCACACCUUUCUCUUUUCAACAAUAUCAAUGCUUGGUUCAGUGUCAGACAGUGGAUGUUAUGUCACAAUGUGUAUCACGUCAUAUUUCGAUCAGUUCUGCGGCUCCCUCUCAUGUAGUCAUUGCUUUGACCCGUAGCCUAAUUGUCAGACUGUUUUACUUUAUUUUUAUAUGUAUAUCAUAUCAUUCUAUAUUAGGUAACCUGGUCAGGCAAGGUGAGUUAUGUACUGUAUAGCCGUUCCCUAAUUUGUGGCCAACCCUUAAUGUGUGUGUUAGGCUUGGACUCUGAUGAGUCGUAUGAAGGCACGUCGGAGGCCAGUUUUAAAGAUGCUGUGGUGUAUGACGGCACCCAGAGGAACAAUGGCUCCAUGUCACAGGAGAACGGAAUCAGCAAGCGCAGGUACGCUCAGAUUCCUGCUGUGUCCUCUCCUCCGGGUCUUCUGUCUGUUUCUUUCACUCUUUUGCUUUCUGUCACUUUCGCACUCUCUUCUUCUAUCUUAAUCUUUCUCUCACUCACACCCCCUCCCUUCCACAUUCUUAAUAGCUUUAACCCUGGUAGAAGACUAGCCAGUUCUCAUGCUCCUGUUAUCUCUAACCCAGUCAGGCAGUCAGUAUGAUGGCACCCAACAGAUCAGCCUCUACCAUCACAUACUGUGUUACUGAUAGUCAUCAUAGUGAUACUCCCCUUCACUCUGAUUCUCUACUAGACACUAAUAUGUUGUCUCUCUGUGUGUGUGUUUUUGUCUGUCUGUCUUAUCUUAACAUCUUUCAGGUCAACGCUACCUGCCCCAAUGUUCUCCAGAAACAACUUUAGUGUGUGGGGCAUUCUGAAGAAAUGCAUUGGACUGGUAAGGGCUAUGGACCAUAUCUAAAGAAUCACUUCAUGAUCACACAUUUGUUUUUAGACCAUGACAUUCUCUGGGUCUCUACUACGCUAGUGAGUUUGAAUUCAUCCCACUUGUGUGAAAGUAUUUUUGCGUUCUAAUCUAGCUUUUCUCUGUGUGUGUGCGCGCGCACGUGUGUAGGAGCUGUCCAAGAUCACCAUGCCCAUCGUAUUCAACGAGCCUCUGAGCUUCCUCCAGCGGAUCACCGAGUACAUGGAGCACACAUACCUAAUCAACAAAGCCUGCUCGCUGUCCGACUCCAUAGAGCGCAUGCAGGUCAGAGAGAGACUGAACACAUACACGCACACUGUAUCACCAAAUUAAGCUUCUGAUAACCCAGUUGAUACAUAUGUAGCUGGAUCACAACUGGACUGUGUGUGUGAGCCAGUGAAUCCUGUCGCUGACUCCUCCCCGCCGGUCUUCCCAGGCGGUAGCUGCUUUUGCCGUAUCGGCCGUGGCGUCGCAGUGGGACAGGACUGGAAAGCCCUUCAACCCUCUGCUAGGAGAGACCUAUGAACUAACGCGGUGAGGGGACAGGACUGCAACACUCCCAUACAAAGUGGCAUAGAGAGGCAUUGUAAAAAGCUGUGUAGCUCUGGACAGUUACUCCCAGCUUUACCUGCCUUCACCCAUGAAUUUAACAACAACACUUGUUUUCCUCCUCUGACCUUAUUUUCAAUAUGCUAUGAUAACAAUCUUUGUCUCCUUCUCUCCUGCCUGCUCUCGCUCUCUUUCUCAUCAUCCAUCCCUCCCUUCUUCCCCCUCGCUCUCUCUCCCCCCCAGAGAGGACCAGGGCUACAGGCUGAUCUCAGAGCAGGUAAGCCACCACCCGCCCGUCAGUGCCUUCCACGCUGAGAGCCUGGUCGGGGACUUUGUCUUCCACGGCUCCAUCUACCCCAAACUCAAGUUCUGGGGCAAGAGUGUGGAGGCUGAGCCCAAGGGAACCAUCACACUAGAACUCCUCAAGUGAGUCAAACGUGGGUGGGUGGGUUUUUUGUCCUAUAGCUUGUCAUGGGGUUUUGUUUGGUUGUUUUCUCUGCUUUGUCAAAGUCAGUACCUCUUCAGCUUCUAUAAUCCUAUUUUCCUUUGCAAAGUCUCUGUUUGUUGUGUGUGAGUCCAUUGUACUGAGACUGUGUUUGUUGCCCUUCUCCUCCCCUCCUCUCCCCAGGCACGGCGAGGUCUAUACGUGGACCAACCCUUUCUGCUGUGUACACAAUGUCAUCCUGGGCAAACUGUGGAUCGAGCAGUACGGCACUGUGGAGAUCCUCAACCACAGGUGAAUAAACGACUGGCUAUUAUAGUUUGUCUUAAUUUACCUUCAAUUUCUGGUUUGGAAGCAUACAGAUGUAUAUAUCCACCACUUUCAGCAUAACAGACUGAGUGAUCAAUCUUAAAUUCCAAUUAAGUCAAAUUUCCACUUAAUUAUGCAUUGACGUCAAUGGGAAACCAAGUGGGAGUUAGGAUUCGCCCCUUAAUUUGUAUUUGUAACGACAUAAUGGUAUGGAGUGAAGACAGUAGUUGAGCCAUAAUGGUAUGGAGUGAAGACCGUAGUUGAGCCAUAAUGGUAUGGAGUGAAGACAGUAGUUGAGCCAUAAUGGUAUGGAGUGAAGACAGUAGUUGAGCCAUAAUGGUAUGGAGUGAAGACAGUAGUUGAGCCAUAAUGGUAUGGAGUGAAGACAGUAGUUGAGCCAUAAUGGUAUGGAGUGGUUUGUCUAUUCUCCUCAUUGUUCUUGUCCCUGUCUGUUCUGAGCAGUACUGGAGAUAAGUGUGUGCUGAACUUCAAGCCGUGUGGCAUGUUUUGGAAGGAGCUGCACAGAGUGGAGGGCUACAUUCAGGAUAAGAGGUAUGUGGAGGUAUUGGCAUCACUGAGACACAGACUAUGGCUUACUUCUCUGGUCCUGAAUUCACUGGUCCAGUUUCAAGUGUUUUCGGUGACACUUUUGCCUGGGUUGUGUUCAGUAAGGUUUCUAAACGUUUUCUCCCUACUAAAUACGGUCCUGGUGGGUAUAAUAAAUCAUAUCUACCAUUUAGGAGACUCUUUUAUCCAAAGCGACUUAGUCAUGCGUGCAUACAUUUUACGUAUGAGUGGCCCUGGGAAUCAACCCACAUUCCUGGGGUUGAAAGUGCCAUGCUCUACCAACUGAGCCAUACAGAACACACAAUGAUAGCACAGUGUCAUUCUCUGUCAGUACAGCAGUAUUUGGUUGCUGAUGUGUCCUCCCCUCUCUGUCCCUGGCAGUAAAAAUAAGCUUUGUGUGAUCUAUGGGAAGUGGACCGAGUGCAUAUGGAGCGUGGACCCCCAGACGUACGAGUCCAACAAGAAGGCUGAGAAGAAGGGAGACUCUAAGAAACAGAAGAGUCCGGUGAGUGGGCAUCUCACAACAUGGAGGUAUUUUCGUAAAAGUAAAUUAUAUAUAUAUAUAUUUUUACAUUAUUUUAGCAGGAAAGAUAUUACAAGUCAUACAUAUCUCAGUCAACAUUUUUUUUUAAAUCCCAAGGGAAAGGUUUGGAAACCAGUGGAAAAAAACACACCUACACCUACGCAUAUACAGUGGGGAAAAAAAGUAUUUAGUCAGCUUCCAAUUGUGCAAGUUCUCCCACUUAAAAAGAUGAGAGAGGCCUGGAAUUUUCAUCAUAGGUACACGUCAACUAUGACAGACAAAAUGAGGAAAAAAAAUCCAGAAAAUCACAUUGUAGGAUUUUUUAUGAAUUUAUUUGCAAAUUAUGGUGGAAAAUAAGUAUUUGGUCAAUAACAAAAGUUUCUCAAUACUUUGUUAUAUACCCUUUGUUGGCAAUGACACAGGUCAAACGUUUUCUGUAAGUCUUCACAAGGUUUUCACACACUGUUGCUGGUAUUUUGGCCCAUUCCUCCAUGCAGAUCUCCUCUAGAGCAGUGAUGUUUUGGGGCUGUCGCUGGGCAACACGGACUUUCAACUCCCUCCAAAGAUUUUCUAUGGGGUUGAGAUCUGGAGACUGGCUAGGCCACUCCAGGACCUUGACAUGCUUCUUACGAAGCCACUCCUUCGUUGCCCGGGCGGUGUGUUUGGGAUCAUUGUCAUGCUGAAAGACCCAGCCACAUUUCAUCUUCAAUGCCCUUGCUGAUGGAAGGAGGUUUUCACUCAAAAUCUCACGAUACAUGGCCCCAUUCAUUCUUUCCUUUACACGGAUCAGUCGUCCUGGUCCUUUUGCAGAAAAACAGCCCCAAAGCAUGAUGUUUCCACCCCCAUGCUUCACAGUAGGUAUGGUGUUCUUUGGAUGCAACUCAGCAUUCUUUGUCCUCCAAACACGACGAGUUGAGUUUUUACCAAAAAGUUCUAUUUUGGUUUCAUCUGACCAUAUGACAUUCUCCCAAUCCUCUUCUGGAUCAUCCAAAUGCACUCUAGCAAACUUCAGACGGGCCUGGACAUGUACUGGCUUAAGCAGGGGGACACGUCUGGCACUACAGGAUUUGAGUCCCUGGCGGCGUAGUGUGUUACUGAUGGUAGGCUUUGUUACUUUGGUCCCAGCUCUCUGCAGGUCAUUCACUAGGUCCCCCCGUGUGGUUCUGGGAUUUUUGCUCACCAUUCUUGUGAUCAUUUUGACCCCACGGGGUGAGAUCUUGCGUGGAGCCCCAGAUCGAGGGAGAUUAUCAGUGGUCUUGUAUGUCUUGCAUUUCCUAAUAAUUGCUCCCACAGUUGAUUUCUUCAAACCAAGCUGCUUAGCUAUUGCAGAUUCAGUCUUCCCAGCCUGGUGCAGGUCUACAAUUUUGUUUCUGGUGUCCUUUGACAGCUCUUUGGUCUUGGCCAUAGUGGAGUUUGGAGUGUGACUGUUUGAGGUUGUGGACAGGUGUCUUUUAUACUGAUAACAAGUUCAAACAGGUGCCAUUAAUACAGGUAACGAGUGGAGGACAGAGGAGCCUCUUAAAGAAGAAGUUACAGGUCUGUGAGAGCCAGAAAUCUUGCUUGUUUGUAGGUGACCAAAUUCAUAUUUUCCACCAUAAUUUGCAAAUAAAUUCAUAAAAAAAUCCUACAAUGUGAUUUUCCUCAAUUUGUCUGUCAUAGUUGACGUGUACCUAUGAUGAAAAUUACAGGCAUCUCUCAUCUUUUUAAGUGGGAGAACUUGCACAAUUGGUGGCUGACUAAAUACUUUUUUUCCCCACUGUACAUACAUACACAGCAACACCUCAGCCUCCAUAUCAUUAAUUUCAUAAUACUAAUGUAGAGCUUGCUUUACUUGCACACAAUAGCUUGGUCGCCCCGCCCCAAGUUAUUUUCAAAGCAGAUUGAGCCUAAUAGUGUAUGCGUGUGUUUUAUUGUUUGACACAUUGUAAUAGGCCUAUACAACAUUUACUUCUCUUGAUAACUGUCCUCUGAUUUUGAUUUCCUGAUGAUUCUGGCAGCAUGCCAUGACAUUAUGUCAAGGUAAAAAACAGUAGUCUAGGUCACUGUUGGUAGUCUUUAGCCCCUAUGUAUGUUCUAUAUAUGGGUCUUUCUAUAAAUUAAGGGGCCAAUGUGUGACAUUGGAUCAACAUUUCAAAGUUCCUCGUGUAUUUAGAGAAAUAAAAGUGUAUAUAUGCCAAAUUAGUCCACAACUCCACCUAACAUCAACAACAUAGACCUAGGACUAUAUAUCCUUUAAAAUUGCAGGUGUAACAUGGACACCAAAAUGUAUUUGUAAUUUCAUAACCUGAUCACCAGAUUAUAUUGUGAAUAGGGCUGGGUGACAUAUCGAGUUAAUUUGAAUGUAUUUUGUAGCGCGGAUUUCCAAAUGCCUGUAUUGCAAUUAUCAAGUUUUUUAUGAGCGUUUAUGUCCGCUUGUUCUCAUGUCUUUUUGGUCUCGUCUCCCUCGCUCUUUCUGUGCUUUGCAGUGUGCACGUUCCAGGACACAACGUUCCAGGACACGUUGAGACACGUUGAGACAUUAUUUUACUGUAACAGAGGAGAACUUAACCUUUCUAACGCCCUCUUUGUCUUGACUCCCAAAAUUGCACACAGAGCAGACACUACUAAACUGGAGUAUUAAUGAACAUUUAUUCUGGAACAACGUUCAGUUUCUGUUGGCACAACAUUACGGUACCAAGUAGCCUAAGGCUUGCAGCAUUUUAGCCACAGAGUGUUAUGUGCUAGCUGUUUAGUCUGUUUUAUAAAUGUAUAAUGAGCUUAAAAAGCAUUUAUAUAAGGAAUUGACAACUCGUUCUCAUUCUGAGAAAUAAGCAUCUUCUUAUCCAGGUAGGACCUAGGUCAUUCAGUGAUUUUUAAAAGACUAAUGCGAGUAGCCUACUACUGAAAUAGAUAAAUGGGGCUGUCAAUUGAGCCAGAAAUCCACAUUUAAAAAAAAGCCUCUAAAAAAAAGCCAACAUUAUAAUAAUCAUAUUUAUAUCCAUUUUGCAUAAAUGUACAUAAAUAAUUAGCCUACAUGUAAAAGUCUAGCCUAGGUUAUAUGUGUAUUGGCUACAGCCUCAUGUCCACAUCGAUGCUGACAUGAGAGGCGCCAGAAUAUGUAGCUAAACUUUAAUGAAAAGUUUAAUUACAUAAAUUUAGGCUAAACGCCAGUCAUGUUUGACAAUUCUAAUGUAGGAUAAUUAACAUUAACGUCUUGAUUCUGUUGACACAUUUGAGGCACAGUUCAUUCAGAUGAAAUGGUCACGAGCGGAGAGAAAGGCCAAUGCCUGUUGCGUACCAGCCACCUUGCAAUCUGAGUGAAGGCAGUCGGCAUUCACAAUCUUAGUCAUAUUAACAACCCAUGUUGCUUGUUGCAUCUGUAGAUCUCCCCUCUUUCUACAUUUCUAAUGGAUAUUUUCACGUCACAUGAAAAUACUCGCAUAUGCAUUAUUUUUUUUGUGUUCCCGCUAAUUGCAUUUUGGAACAUUUGCGCAUAGGCUACUGGUGUGCGUCUUGCUGCACUAAUAAUUUGAAGAAAUAAUAGUUUAAGCUAAACGUUCUGAUCUGUUGCAUCAGCCUCAUUUGCUUUUGAAUGUGUUUUGAUGUACAGUAGGCCUAGUUGUAUGAAUUGUGGAUCUAUCAUCCUAGAACUGUCCCAAAGUCUGUUUGAACCGUCCCAGACAUAUAUAUAUUUGUUAUCAUCCACCGGGACAACGGGGCGCCCUGCCUAUAUAGCCUACCCAGAGAGAAAGCACAUAGUUCUCUCUCUGAAACUGUUGGAUUAUUAUUUCUCAGUUUCUCUCCCUUGCUGUGUUGGCUCUAGUAAUGAUUGGUAGGACUGGGUGCUGUCAGGAUGCAGCUCGUGCUGCUCUCUCACUCAUUUGACUCAGCUGCCUGCUGCAGCAAUCUCUCAACACCAAUGACUGUGUUCAACACACACGCACACCCCUCCGGCCCUCCCGUUCCUCCCCAACACUCACACACUCACUCAGCAGCAGCCUGCCUCACUGCCUGAUAGCCAGCAGAAGCAGGUCACAGUGAAAUUAAUAGAUAUAAAAAAAAAUACAAGAGAAAUGCCAUGGUGGCCACGGUUUAAUUUAGAAGUAUGCAAACAAAACGCAACCCGCGACCAAUACCCGCGACAUUGUUUUCAAAGUAGACCAAUUUGGCAGGAAAACCGCAGACAUGGCAACCCUGGCUAGUCUUGAAGUGUAAAGAUUAAGCUGGCCACUCCUUAGCAAGUUGGCUUGUGCUUGAGAGACCUGUGUUUAUUUUCUAUAAUGCGUUCACCUGCUACAAGAGCUUGGUCAUUAUAUGUGGAUGGUUCUGGUUAAAUUUGUAACAAAAAGGGCAUUUUCAUAAAAAGCCAGAUCAAUGAUUACUGCAAAAAGGCAGGUUAAACUAUUUUAAUAAAAUGAUGUAAUUAUUAGUGGGUCUUAUGGUUGUGGAAGGCUUAUAUUUAGCCUAGAUAUAAUUUUACAAGCCCUGAAUUGAUUAUAUUGCUGUUGACUGUUUUAAAUGCUGUAUAUUGACCUUAAGCCCACUUGGCUACUAUGUAAUGUGUUGUCAUUCUAAUAUCCAGAAUAAUGGAAAGGAAUAUGGUGUUGUGCAAUAGUCUAUCCAACACAAUUGCGCACAGUAGACUGUGUUAAAUCUGAGGCACAGAAACGCAUGAAAACAUUCACUCAUUACCUUGAUGCUUUCUCUGUUAAAUCUAACGAGAUCCUGCUGUAAAUCAAGCAGACAACACAUAAUCAACAUCAAUUUACUAGGGAUAUUAGAUCCAACGUGGAUCACGGCACAACUGUCUUCACCGAUGUAAUGAAUGUGACACCAAAAUAUUCUGGACAUUUUUUGCAAUCACGUUUUCCCUGCACUUUAGCUGUUAGGUCGCACGCUGUAUCAUAACAGCUGUUUGUCACCUGACAAGUAUUCUGCAUAAUUAUUGAAGAACCACGUUAAUGACCAUAUUGAUAUUGGUUUUAAGUAUCAAGUUAAGGUGACUUUCGGUUAGAAGCAUUUGAUUUUACUAACGCAGACAUUAUUUUGGAUUUGUGUGCCCAUGAAAACUGAUUUCACGCUGUAACAUAAGGACACACUAAAUAUUACGUAGUCACAGUGCAUUUCCGAGAUCUCGAUGCCCAAAAACAGACAAUCUUCUUAACACCCGCUCGCUUAACCCGGAAGCCAGCCGCACCAAUGUGUCGGAGGAAACACAGUUCAACUGACGACCGAAGUCAGCUUGAAGGCGCCCGGCCCGCCACAAGGAGUCGCUAAAGCGCGAUGAGUCAAGUAAAGCCCCCCCGGCCAAACCCUCCCCUAACCCGGACAACGCUGGGCCAAUUGUGCGCCACCCUAUGGGACUCCCGGAUCGAACCCCAGGCUGUAGUGACGCAACUCCCCCCUUAUAUCUUAAUGUAAUGACAUGAACAAAAUUGGCAGAUUAUUAUCAAUGACUUAUCAACAGCGGAAACAAGUUGUCCACUGCAGAAAAUCCUCACUGGUACCCUAGUUUAUAGAAAGACCCAUAUAGUAAACCAUUGAGAACAGUAUGGUGUAUGUUCAUUUUAGUAUUCUGUUUGUAGUAGACAUAGUAUACUCAUGGAACAUAUCCCUUGCUUAAGUCAUUUCUGAUGUUUUUGCUUUAUUCAGAAGGGAAAUACACAUUUUCAUUUGAUUUUGUAAAAAGUGCUAUUUAUAUCUAGACGUGUGUGUACGUGUACACAGGAGGAGCCUGAGGGGGCAGACAACGAUGUUGCAGACAACAUGCCUGAGGUCCAGGAGACAGUAGCUGUGAUCCCUGGCAGUACCCUGCUGUGGAGAAUAUCAUCACGACCCCAACACUCUGCUAAGGUAACACACCGACGUGUAAACAAACACAUGCUCAUACACACACACGCAGGGCUUAGCGUAUACCCAACAGCUUACACACUAUUUUUCUACCAUUUACCUACAGUAAAAUGGGUUUUUCCCUGAAUGCAUUGAAUAUUACAUUUUUUGCAAUUUUUUUUGCUUAUGACAGUGUUUGAUGUGCUGUUAUUAUGCUGGUCCCUAUUGGCCAAUAGAUGAAUUACCUGUGAUCACCUAGGCACAGGUGUGUCAAGGAUAUUUAAUUGCUUCUCCUCCACACACUGAUGAAGGCCUAAGCCGAUACCCGUUGGUGUAUUUUAAUAAUGACUUGGCUCACAAAGGCUUUUUAACUUUCAAACCCACACGAGUGCCUGGACUCAUACUUAGUACCCAUUUGUGGUUAUAAUUUUGCCUUUCAAUUACUAUUCCCCUCCAAGAGCACCUGUGGUUGUUUUGGAAUACCUGAAGUGCUCCUACUUAUUUUUCUUCAAGUUUACACACACACACACACUCAUCGAUUUUGAUGGUGUUAAUUCUGUAUGAUCUUGUUUUUCCAGAUGUAUAACUUCACUAACUUUGCCAUGUCGCUGAAUGAGCUGGAGCCUGGCAUGCAGGCCACCCUGGCCUCCACAGACUGCCGCCUGCGGCCCGACAUUAGAGCCAUGGAGAACGGAGACAUAGGUAAUGAAGUCUUUCUGCUACAUCCCCACACUUGCUAGAUGAUGCUGCCCUCUAACGUUCCCUUUGGGUGGUGCAUUCACAUUUCCUAUUUGUGUUCAGAUUUCUUUCUUUUUUUGGUGGAGGGGUUGUUAAGUAUGUCAUUGAACAGUAAAAUAUCCACAUACCCAAAGUAUUAGAGGCUGGUUUAUUGAAGUUAGGGUUGUGUAUCGGCUUUUAAUUACAGAAGAAUACAGUGGUCAGAAUGGUCAUGUACCAAUAGGUAAUGGAAGAUCCUAUGUUCUUGUUUGUGCAGAUGAAGCCAGUCGAGAGAAGGAGAGGCUGGAGGAGAAACAGAGGUUGGCGCGGAAAGACCGUUCCAAGGACGAGGAGGAAUGGUCCACUAGGUGACAACUGGGCGUCCUCGCAUUUCAAGAUAACCAUUUUUUAUUUUUUUUAUAAAAUACUUGAAUAACAAAAAGGUAAACGGUGGUAUAUAUUUUUUUAAAGUAAACCAUAAUAACCAUAAUUGUGUUUUAUCGUGUCUUCCAGAUGGUUCCAGUCAGGCACAAACCCCUAUACGUCAUCCCAGGACUGGCUCUACACAGGGGGCUACUUUGAUAGGAAUUACUCUGACCUUCCUGAUAUCUACUGAUCCAGGGGGGUUCCAUGAACACCCCCACCCCCCUAACACCACCCCAAUCCCUUCAGCCUCCCUUCCCCCCCCCUGCCAGUCCCCUGGCACCCCUGUUCUAAGCACCACACUGUCUCCCAUUGGAACUCUGAAGCGGCGAUAGCCUCUCCUUGGGUAACACAUGCGUCUGUGUGAGCACAAUCCUCCCCUCCACAGGCUCCUAACAGUGAUGGAAGGGAACAGUCAACAGUGAAAUCAGGGAUGUGAAUGCUCCUUUGACUGAUCAUUGGUUUGAAGAUUCUUUGGGACAUGUUUGUGGCAGCACAGGUGGAAGCAGACAUGAACAGAGACUGUGAGUCUGGAGGAGACUGUUUUGUGAUUGAACAGGAGUGCAUUGUGGGUACCCCUCCCUCCUCCCUAUUAGACCUGGGUUGAAUACCUAUUUCAAAUAUUCAAAAUACUUGAGCUUGAUUUAACUUGUUUGGCAUGUGGAGUUUGCACUUUUGGAAUUAUUCCAUUGGUUCCAUUGCGCCUGACAAGCUAAACACAGCACACCUGGAGUAUUCCACCCAGGUCUGGCUGUCCCCUAUAUACGUCCAGAGGGCGAGCUUCUCAUCACUGUACCUGUCAUGUAAUGUAACCUGUAUGUAUAGAUAAGAAUAAUAAUCAUUUGACCAUAUAGGCCAAUCACAUACAUCGAUCCACAUUGGCCACUGCUCAGUCUGUGAAUACAGCCCCUCAGUCAGGCAGUCAGCUAGUAAUUCCCCCAGCAUAAAUUAUUCCUUUGUUACUCUGCUGCAUGGCU
Coregonus sp. 'balchen' is the source of this 12269-nucleotide messenger RNA. NCBI's taxonomy places the organism in Eukaryota, Metazoa, Chordata, Actinopteri, Salmoniformes, Salmonidae. The record is from the annotation of a GenBank genome assembly.